AAAACUCUCUUGAGAGAGAGUAUCCUCCGAUUGUCGACCCACCACCUAUUUUGCGCUAACGCCACGAGAAUGACCGUGUUGGGGCUCACCUAAGUGUCCUAAGUGAUUGUUUGCUGCAUAUCGCGGAAGAUAUGCACACUGUGUUCUGCGUGCCUGCCUCCAUCUACCUUUUGCUCAUUAUCACCCCCUACACGACUUCCUGGUGGGCUGUUGGCAGUCAUUUGGUAAUGGAUCCAAAUCAAACCUGUAAGAGAGCAAGAUGGGCACGCGGAAAAAUGGCAGAUAUCUGUCACAAUAAACCAGGAUUGUUAAAUCAAAUAGCCAAAGGUAUAGCUCUUGGUCAAACUGAAUGCCAAUACCAGUUUAGGUAUAGAAGAUGGAACUGUACGUCCGCAAGAAGAAGCAUUAAAAAAGUUAUGUUAAUGGAUACUAGGGAAACUGGUUUUGUGAAUGCCAUUAUCGCAGCAGGUAUCACCUUUCAAGUAACAAGGGCCUGUACGAGAGGAGAGCAAAUUGGUUGUUCCUGUUCAAAGAGAAAACGGAGGAAAAAUAAUCGAAGAAAGAAUCCACCGUUGCCCGAAGGGGACUGGGAGUGGGACGGUUGUGGGGAGAACAUAGAAUACGGGAUGAAGAAAUCCAAAGAUUUCUUGGAUACCAGAUACAGAAGAAGAAGUAGUGAUAUGAAAACAUUAGUGAAAUUACACAAUUAUGUAGCGGGACGGUUGGCUGUCAAAAACAACAUGGUAACCGUCUGCAAAUGCCACGGUCUCUCCGGCUCCUGCACGCUAAAGACCUGCACUAGAAGAAUGCCGUCAUUUCGAGAAGUGGGUAACAGACUUAAGGAACGAUUUGAUGGAGCGGCAAAAGUAAUAGCCGGCAACGACGGCCAAAGUUUCAUGCCCAAAGGAGAGACGAUUAAGCCACCGGGUCGAGGAGACUUGGUUUACUCGGAGGAAUCUCCGUCUUUUUGUAUUCCCAACAACACGUUGGGUUCAUUUGGGACGCAGGGAAGAGUAUGCAACGAUACUUCUCAAGGAGAAGAAGGCUGUGGAAUAUUGUGCUGCGGAAGAGGCUAUGCGACGCACACGGAAGAAGUAAAAGUUAAUUGUAACUGUACUUUUAGAUAUUGCUGUGAAGUUCAGUGUGAUACUUGUAAGGUAACGAAGAGAGUGAAUACUUGUUUGUGAGAGGAUUUUAGAGUUGCGACUGUUUAAUAAUAAGUUUAGUGAGUUUAACCAGCAAAAUUUGUUUGUAAUGUUUUAGGUAGC
This is a messenger RNA of Diabrotica balteata, 1268 nucleotides long. Lineage: Eukaryota; Metazoa; Arthropoda; Insecta; Coleoptera; Chrysomelidae. The record is from the annotation of a GenBank genome assembly.